Messenger RNA from Seminavis robusta, 2384 nucleotides. The record is from the annotation of a GenBank genome assembly. NCBI's taxonomy places the organism in Eukaryota, Bacillariophyta, Bacillariophyceae, Naviculales, Naviculaceae.
GUCCCGGCCGUGAAUCAUUGAAUCGUGCCUGAAACGAAAUGCCUUCUGGCUUCUCUCUUCUCUCGCAAAGCCUUCCUCAAAACACCCACAAAACCAAAAAGAGCCGAAGAAGAAGGACCAAAGAUGACAUCCAAGAGAAAUAUGUCGUGUACAUGUAGUCCACUAUCGACAAAGACCCUCCUGGUCUGGUUAUCAUGGGCGUCGACGCUUGCAUCAGCCGUUGGAACAAAUCAGGAGCAGCCACCAAUGAUGGAAGCACACACGUAUCUUGAACCCAUGGAGGAAGUAGCAUUGAAUUCUCAUGAACCUCAGCAAGUGAUUUUGAGGCCAAGAAGACUGUCAUCGUCAUCAGAAAACAGCCAUCGAAUCAAACCAUGGCUCCAAGAGAAUUUUCCCAACCCGGGCCGUGGUGGCGCUGCAGCUUGCCACGCCACGAAAUCCUAUCGCAUAUGCGAUCCGGAUGGCGUCCUGUCGACAACUGCUCUGGAAAAAGUGGAGACUUAUCUGGAAGAGAAAAAGUAUAUUUACGGCGAUUUAUGUAGGGAAACAAGUGACGAGAUCCACCGUCAUCCGGAAUCAGAUCAGGAAAAGCACCAAGGAUUGGAACUGCAAAUGGGCGUGGCUCUUGUACAAAAGAUGGACUUGGCGCCAUUUGGGCCUCCACAAGGAAGUGACAGAGAAGAUAAAGCCGCCGAAACCUUUGCCCGCUAUGUUCACGAUGACUGGGGUGUAGGUAUUGAAACAGACUCCUGCGGUGGAGCAGGUAUUCUGCUGUUUUUAUCCAUUCAAGAUAGGGCAAUCUACAUAUCGAGGGGCGCAGCAUUGGAAACCGUCUUGAUUGAUCGACGAUUGGAUCAGGUGAUGGAGAACAUGAAAGACCUAUUGCGACAAAGCCAAUACGAUGACGCUAUUUUGCAAGCACUGGAGGACAUGAGGAAAUAUGUGGAGCAAGGGCCUCCCUCGCUUUUUGAGAAUUCUUUGCAUCUCUUCACAACAAUGAUCUUCCUAGUGUUGUGGAUUGGCUCCAUUCUUGGAACCGCUGUAUGGGGCAUGUGGAGAGACUCCCGACAGCGAAGGGACUACGCCAGAGUUGCCAGCCAACUCAGUGAAAUUGACCGUGCUAGAGCAGAGGCAAUGCAAGGGAGAUACCAUGCUACUUCCUGUCCAAUUUGCCUAGAGGACUUCCAGGCACCAGCGCAAGAAGGUGGUUUGGUGACAGAGGGGUCAGAUGGACAACCAAUCAAGCUGCUACGUUGUGGGCACUGCAUGGACGAAACUUGUUGGGCUGAGUGGAUCAACAGUGGACGAGGGACCAUCACAAAGUGUCCGAUUUGCCAACAAGAUAUAGGAGGAGGACAUGCCAGUAAUGCAGGAGAAGCCGCACAACAAAGACGCCAGGGUGGGAUGCCGAAUAACAACAACAACAUGGCCGUCGACAAUCCCCUGCAGCGAGAGGUUAAUGACCGCGCGCUGCAACAAGAAGAGGAUAGAAUCAUGCGUCAACACCACAGAGAAAGAAACUUUCGGCUGGCCAGAUUAGGUUAUCGUUACCCGCAGAUCAUCCGUCCAAAUCAGAUUCAACGGUGGACACAACCAACCUAUGAUGGCACGUUGGUGCGAGACCCUAGCUUUGUACAAAGCAAUCCUGCUGUGAGAACGGCAGCGAGGAGCAGUGGUGGUGGGACUAGAAGUAGCUUUGGAGGGAGUUCUAGCGGUGGAGGAAGAGGGGGCAGAUGGUAAAAAGUGCAAACGCAAGCACUUUCAGCACUUUGUGAAAAUGCCUCUGGGCUUACUAGCUAGUGGCAUGGAUCAAUCAAGGCACGCCCAAGCAGCGGAUCAGAAAAGAGUAGCUAGACUAACUAUGUUUUAUUAAGUUACUAGCUAGAGACAAUAGACAAAGAAUAGUCCCGGAGAUUGUCCAGGUUUUGAUCCAGCAUUGGGGUCAGGUGUGGGCUUGACAAUUGUCCAGGCAGGGCAGGGCUUGGUCCGGGAGUAGUGCCUUGUGAUAGAUAUGUGGAGUUCGUCCACGAGGAGUGGGGCCUGGCAGUGUUCUGAAUACGUCUAAUGAUGGUGUUUCUAAUGGCCUGGGGUAGAUCCUGGUGUAAAUCAGGAGCCGGGCUGCUGAUAGGCUUGAUAGACAACAAUGGUCCUGGAAUGGUCUACGGUUGAGGUGUCUUCUGUCCAAGUUGUUGAAGAGACUAAAGGUAGCGAUAGAUGUAUUACGAAUGAUGUUAUAAGAUUAUGAGGAAAAGCUACUUUGUUGUCUCUGGAUCUGUAGAUGAGUGGAGGCUAGAUUCCGGUUGACGGUUGGACGGUCAGACGGCCGGAAUCAGCACACCCUCAGCCUCUACUCAGGUAUGGGCUGGAGAUAGCGUGGGCGUUUG